CAAAAUUGUUUGUCUACUUGCUGUAAUCUACAAGAGCAUUCGAGAAAUGAAACGUUGGAAUAAAUUAAAGAUACAAAAUUAACAACCAUGUCCAUUUCGAAAGUCAAUGUUAAAUAUACUCAGUUGUUCAUUAAUAAUGAAUUCGUGGAUGCUGAAAGUGGGAAAAAAUUUUCGACCAUAAAUCCUGCUAAUGAAGAAAUAAUCGCUCAAAUUUCUGAAGGUGACGAGGUUGAUGUCAAUAAAGCUGUAGCAGCUGCAAAAAAAGCAUUUUCAAGAUGUUCAGAAUGGAGAACAAUGGAUGCAUCACUCAGAGGGACACUUAUAAACAAAUUUGCGGAUCUUGUACAGAGAGACUUAAAUUAUAUAGCUAGUCUUGAAAGUAUUGACAAUGGAAAAACAUAUGGUGAUGCUGUUUUUGAUAUAAAAUUUAGCAUAGAUGUGUUUCGUUAUUACGCUGGAUGGUGUGAUAAAAUAAAUGGUCAAACUAUUCCUGCAGAUGGUUCUAGUUUUGUAUUUACACGUAAGGAACCAGUAGGAGUUGUUGGACAAAUCAUCCCAUGGAAUUAUCCAUUUAUGAUGUUAGCAUGGAAAUGGGCUAUGGCUUUAGCAGCAGGUUGUACUAUUGUUCUGAAACCAGCGGAACAAACUCCAUUAAGUGCUUUGUAUGCAGCAGCAUUGAUCAAAGAGGCAGGAUUUCCACCUGGUGUUGUCAAUGUUAUUACAGGAUAUGGACCAACGGCAGGAGCUGCUAUAGCUAAACAUCCAGAUAUUCAGAAAAUUACUUUCACAGGAUCAGUUGAAGUUGGACAUCUUAUUAUGGAAGCAGUUGCCAAAAGUAAUCUCAAACGAGUCAGUCUUGAAUUAGGUGGUAAAAGUCCACUUGUUAUCUUUGAUGACUUUGAUGUUAAGAAAGCUGCUGCGAUAGCCCAUACUGCUAUAUUUGCAAAUCAUGGCCAGAGUUGUUGUGCAGGAUCACGUACGUUUGUACACUCAAAAAUAUACGAUGAAUUUGUACAACAUGCAAAACAUUUAGCGCUUGACAUAAAGGUCGGAGAUCCCUUUAAUUCUGAAACAAACCAGGGACCACAAAUUGAUGAAGAGAUGUUUAAUAAAGUUUUGUAUUUUAUAAAUUCUGGGAAAGAGGAAGGAGCUGUGUUGGAAACAGGUGGUGAACGUUAUGGUAAUGUUGGCUUUUUUAUAAAGCCAACCGUUUUUUCUCAUGUAACGGAUAAAAUGAAAAUUGCUAGUGAAGAAAUUUUUGGUCCAGUACAAUGUAUUUUGAAAUUUGAUACUAUGGAAGAAGUUAUUGAACGUGCUAAUAAAACCAUGUAUGGUCUCGCUGCUGGUGUAUUAACUAAUAAUAUUGAUAAAGCAAUAACAUUUGCAAAUGCAGUGGAAGCUGGAAGUGUUUGGGUGAAUCAUUAUGAUGCUAUAACACCACAAACACCAUUCGGCGGGUAUAAGAAAUCAGGAAUAGGGCGUGAAUUGGGAGAAGAAGGUUUAAAAGAAUAUCUUGAAAAUAAAACAGUUUCUAUUAAGCUGCCAACAUGUAAUUAAAUAAUGUUGUAUACAUACGUGUAUGUAAAAUACAACAAUUGAAAAAAAUGUAUUUUUUUUUAUUACUAUUUUUGUGUCGACUUUUAAUUAGAUACAAUCUAAUAACAAUUAGAUUUAUAUGAUUUGUGUACAAAUAUUAUUGAAUAAAGUGCUCAUAAUAGCAACUUUUAUAAGUA
Molecule: messenger RNA, 1733 nt
Organism: Vespula vulgaris
Lineage: Eukaryota; Metazoa; Arthropoda; Insecta; Hymenoptera; Vespidae
Product: aldehyde dehydrogenase 1A1-like
Exons: 10
Coding region: 88-1557 (489 amino acids)
Molecular function (GO): aldehyde dehydrogenase (NAD+) activity
Source: RefSeq, a predicted model, not a curated record